AUGAAGCUUCUGGGAGUAUCAUCUCCUAAAAGUUCAGCAGUCAGUUUAGAUCUCCUCAAUCUAUAUGUUGUUAACCAGAUAUCAACCAAAAAAGACAACACCGAGAAUGUGAGGAAGCCAGUCCACGUUGAUAUCAGUGAAGAUGUAAAAAUACCUGUUAGGAGGCACAACAUAGAGCUUCCCAUGUCACCGCUACGUACACAGUAUACGUCAAACUUAGAUGACAUCCAGCACAGGUUACAAAAGCAAGUAUUAGACAGCAGAAGGCAACAUCUCUCAGAGAAAGUAAAAUAUCAGCAUAAUCCAGGAAAUAGUUCUGAUCAAGACCCUUGGAUUACAAAACCUCCAAGCCAGUGUAUUUUCAGGAAGUCUGAUACAGUGCCUCAGGAACUGUUUAAGCCACUACAUAGCUAUUUAAAUUUGCCCACCCCCAGGCUAGACUAUAUGAAUUCUGCCAGGAAAAAUCCAGUGGUAAUGACCAGUAAUGGAUCAGAAAACAGUGAAGGAAUAAAAGAACCAUUCUUUGAUGUUGUGAAAGAAACUGCAGAGCUGAAAGCUCCCCAGGAUGGAAGUGACUGUUCCUUUCUGGCACUGUUCGAAGAUGAGAGCCAACCAAUCCAUAAUAAUCCUUCCACAAAGCAUUUUAAUCCUUUUGUUAAUCAAAGCAAUAGUGCCAUUUUUUUCAUGGAUCCUGAUGAUAGAAAUCAAAUGACCAGCAGAAACUAUCCUUACAAUACUACAGAGGCUUAUCCUGCAAGCAGUGCAAAAAAAAGUUCUGUAGACAGACACCUUGAAGGCAUUUUCACAGAUCCAGAACAGGUUUUACUUAAAAGUAACAAUGCCUCAAGUGCAAACUACAGGAAAACCAGUGGACUUCAUAAAACCCACCUGCAGGACUGUCAUGAGGGACACCACUACUUCAUACAUUCUGAAAAGAAAGAAAAACCUGCAAACCGUGAAAAAAUUAAGACAUUUGCUAAUCACCAUGAUCAGCAGAUUAACUUAAAGGAGAAUGUACAGAAGUAUUGGAGAAAAAAAAGUGACGACGAGUCUGUGAAAGAAUCAGCCUGGAGACAGAACCAGCUCUUUGGAUUUGAAGAGUUCACAACAGCACAAGAAGAAAAGUGUAAGUUUGGAGUGAGUUCAAAUCUUCACAAGAUGGAGAAAGAUGCAGAGUCAUCACUCAGCAGCCAGUCUCCCAGUUACUCUCCAAGGCAGGCAGAGAGCUCUUUCAGCUCUAGUCCUGACACGUCUGAAGAGGAAGACACAGCCAAAAAGAAGGAAUAUCUGAAUGAACGGUCCUUGAAGAUCGGCGAUGCCAACCUAAUCUCAGCCUCAGCAAGUACAGAGCCCCCCAAGACCUCUCACACCAGAACCGUGCCUCUCCAGCCCAGCAGUAUUUUGACUGGAGAAGCAGCAAAUCAUCUUCAGGAGAAAGACUCUAUUGUAUGUGCCACAGAGGAGGAAAAUAAGAACCAGACCGCCACAGAGGAGGAAAAUAAGAACCACACCGCCCCAUCUGAGGGCAGCUCAUUACACCAAGCCCUUAAAAGAGAGCAUGUCGCUCGCAGCACCAGGUGUGAUGUUUGGUCACAGACUGAGUGCUCUGUUACAGAAGUAGACAAGGUGGACGUUGCCACCCAGUGUGGCACCACGCCGGUGUGCAGCUGUGGGAGCUCCCUCCGCUCUGCCCGCAGCCCAGGCGGGCUCCCUCCUCCCAGCACCGCGGGCACCACUGGCACCGCUGGAGGGCACGAAAUGCCAGCACAUGCGGCGCUGCAGCCGGCGGGCACGGGCGGCGCCGCNNNNUCUUCUGAAGCCGAGUAUCUGAGUUUGGCUGGCAGAAGGACUCUAGAGGUGCUGAACUACAUUGAUAUAAUGAAGGAGAGAGAGAAGCAGUGA
This is a messenger RNA of Pelecanus crispus (Dalmatian pelican), 1902 nucleotides long. NCBI's taxonomy places the organism in Eukaryota, Metazoa, Chordata, Aves, Pelecaniformes, Pelecanidae. The record is from RefSeq and is a predicted model, not a curated record.